AUGGAACAUGAAGAGUUAUAUGAUGCCCUAGACAAUUCGAGACCAUCAGAACAAGAGUUACCGCUUGAAGAUUUUGGUGAUUGUGAGUUGAAAUCCAAGCCAUAUGUCGGAAUGCAAUUUGACUCCCUUGAUGAUGUUGAAACUUUUUACAAAGAAUUUGCCAAAAAAGAAGGUUUUGGAAUCCGUAUCCGUACGAGUAAAAAAGCACCCAGAAGUGAUGAUGUAACAAGUCGUAUUUAUGUAUGUUGUAGUAAAGGGCAGUGCAAAACAAAAAAUGCAUUAGACAAUGGUUUGAGUAGAGAUGAUGAAAACAAGGCUCGUAGAAGUUGCUCAAGUCUUAGAACUAGAUGUGAAGCAAUGCUUAGGGUCAUGAAGAAUAAGAAGUUGCAGAAAUGGGUUGUGAAGGGAUUUGACAACAACCACAAUCAUGGUAUUAUUAGUCCAAAGAGUGUGUCAUACCUCCGAUGCCACAAAAAAAUGUCUACCGCUGCUAAGAGUCUAGUUGAAAAAUUUGGUGAAGAAGGUCUUCCAACAGGAAAAGUUGCCAUGAUGUUCAAUGUAGGUGACCAAACAUUUACAAGUAGAGAUUGUUGGAAUCACUUGAGAGAUGUUAGGGGAAAAAAUCUAGAUGUUGGAGAUGCCUCAGCUGUCCUUAAUUAUUGCCAAAAACAACAAGCUCAAAACUCCAAUUUCUUUUAUGCAAUUCAAUGUGAUGAUGUUGACCAUAUGGUUAAUUUUUUUGGGGUGGAUGCGCGAUCAAGAAUGGCUUAUCAAUACUUUGGGGAUGUAGUGACAUUUGACACAACUUACAAAACAAACAAGUAUGAUAUGCCAUUUGCUCCUUUUACGGGGUUAAACCAUCAUUGUCAAUCAAUUUUAUUUGGUUGUACAUUGUUGCAAGAUGAGACAGAACAAACUUUUGUGUGGCUAUUUGAAACUUGGCUUCAAGCAAUGUGGGGGAAGAAACCAAAAUCUAUUAUUACAAAUCAAGAUUUAGCCAUGGGUGCAGCUAUUGCAAAGGUAUUCCCAAGAACUCGUCAUCGUCUUUGUCUUUGGCAUAUUAAGAAGAAAUUUCCAGAGAAACUUUCCCAUAUAUAUCAUAAGAAUUCAAUAUUCAAACGUGAGUUGAAGAGAUGCAUUCGUGAGUCAUCUAGUGUGGAAAAAUUUGAGGAGGCUUGGAAGAGCCUAAUAUUGACUUAUGGCUUGGAGAGAAAUGAAUGGCUUGAAGGAUUAUAUAAUAUUCAAGAGUCAUGGGUACCGGUUUACAAUAGAAAUACUUUCUUUGCAGGAAUGAACACCACCCAGAGAAGUGAAAGCAUCAAUGCGUUCUUUGACUCCUUUGUUAACUCAAGAACUACAUUAAAGGAUUUUGUGGUCAAAUUUGCAAAGGCGGUGGACAGUCGUUAUAAGAAAGAAAGGAAGGAAGACUUUGAUUCAAGACAUAAAACACCUUCUUUGGUAAUUGGCUCAAAAAUAGAGCAUCAAGCUGCUUCUAUAUACACGAGAACCAUAUUUAACAAGUUCCAAAAAGAAUUGGUGAGUAGUAACCACUUUACAAAGGAAAAGGUUGAGAAAAAUGGAACUUUUUAUAGGUACAAAGCAACAAGUUCCUUUGAUCCAGAUGAUGCAUUUAUUGUGAAGCUGAACUUGGAAUCAAAAGUUUGUGAAUGUGACUGCCAACUUUUUGAGUUUAUGGGAAUUGUUUGUAGGCACAUGUUAUUAAUCUUCCAAGUUAAAAAUAUUUUUCAGAUUCCUAGCCACUACAUCCUACAACGUUGGACAAAAGAAGCAAAUAAAGAACUCAAAAGUGUAGAAUAUAGAUCAAGCUUUGAGGAUGAGCAUCAUAUGUCAAGAGCCUUACGAAGCAUCCAUGUUUGUCAACGUGUAAGUCAAUUUUCUUACCUUGUUGAAAAAUCUGAAGAUAUAUAUAAAAUGAUAAUCUCAGACUUAGACCAUACCCUUAAGAAAGUUUUUGGAAUGGAAAAUGAACUGCUUGAAGAUAAGGAAGAUGAUGAAAUGGAUAUGCAUCACAAGAGUGGUGAAUCAGCUGACAUUGUUGAAGUAGAAGACUGGUCUGUCAUUGUUCCUUUAAAUAUAAAAGAUCCACAUGUAUCACAAACCAAAGGUCGAAAGAAAAGUACCGAGAAACAAGGUCCUGGUGGGAGAAUUAAAGGUGGGCUUGAAAUAUCCUUAGCUCGUGCAACGACAAAAAGACGAUCUUGUCAACUUUGUGGGGGUUAUGGUCAUAAUCGUCGUACUUGUAAACAAUUUAAUGGCGAAAGAAGUGAUUACCAAGAUGAAGAAAACAUUAUAGAGAUUGAUGACAAUGAUAUUGAUGAUUUAGCAUAA
This is a messenger RNA of Quercus lobata, 2349 nucleotides long. Its product is annotated as protein FAR1-RELATED SEQUENCE 9-like. The record is from RefSeq and is a predicted model, not a curated record. Bases 1 to 2349 code for a protein of 782 amino acids. Gene Ontology annotation, molecular function: zinc ion binding. NCBI's taxonomy places the organism in Eukaryota, Viridiplantae, Streptophyta, Magnoliopsida, Fagales, Fagaceae. Gene Ontology annotation, biological process: regulation of DNA-templated transcription. The transcript has a single exon.